AUGGUGUCUGACCACCUUCAACAAGACGUUAGAUUACCGAUACAAAUGUACUCGGAAUCGCCACGUGGCUUGUGCAAGAAGCGAGUUCUGUCACGGGGAUUUUCUUUGGACUCAAUCUCCCUUCAGCCAUUACUCAAGCCUGUCAAAAGAACGAGCUUGGGGAGUUUGAGCAGUGUAUCUGAUGACAGUGAGUUUGAACCAUCGCCUCCGUUUCCAAGAAGAGGACGGCGAUACGCCAUUGAUGAGACAAAGCAUGUUGGAGACUGCUCGCCGGAGAGCCUGUCCCCAGAGCCGGAGAUAUUAUGGGAAGAUCUGGAACACAACAGUGUGAUGGCACACCGCGAAGGGAGACGAAGAAGCUCUCUGGACCUCCCUCUCGAAGUGAAUUCCAGAGACUGCCUGUUGCAGAAGCCCACCAGAAAGCCUCUAGUCCGUCAACACACCAUAGCGGACUUUGCUGCUCUCCGCCAGUCCUCAUCUACGAGCACCACACCUACAGAUGAUUCAAAGAAACCUAGACAAACAUUUUCCCUGCUCAAACUGAUGAAAUCACGGAGUAAAGAAUCUCUUUCUCAGCUCUCUGAUGCUCUUUCACAGAUAAAUAGGUCCGAGUUCAAGGACGCCCAUUUAACUCGGUAUAAGAAUGCUCACUGGUCAGACUUGAUAACCGACCCAGACAUAAAGAGGGAGGUUACCAAUCUGCAGGAACCAGAAGGAAAGCGCCGAGAGGCGGUAUGGGAGCUGUUUAAAAGCGAAUGUGUCUUUCUCAUCGACCACCUCAUGGUUUUGAAGCAUUGCUUCUUGGAACCUCUGAAGAAGCUACAAGUGGAUGGAUUCUUGAUGUACGCGGAGCCGGCAGAACUGUUUUCUAACCUGGAUGAGUUAUGCUAUGUGAGCUACACAUUCUGUAAGGAUUUUAUCUCAGUUAUCCUGAAAGACCUGAGCUACCGCCCAACAGAGUUUGGAAGGACCAAGAUACUUAUAAAAACUUUUCACCGUUUUUCAGCUUUGUCACGUGACGCGGGUGUUUUUCAUUCUUAUUGCUUGAAUUAUGUCAACGCUUUGGGCUACUUGGAAAGGUUGUUAAAGAACGACGACUUUGCUGACUUUAUUAAGUGGUGCGAACAAGACGCAAGAUGCAAAAGACUUCAGAUAACGGACCUGUUGGUAGCCCCUGUUCAACGGUGUACGAAGCUGCCAUUGAUACUUUCCAAUAUUCGAAACUAUACCAAGGAUCCAGAAGAGAAGAGGCAACUAUCAGAAUCCAUCCAGACUGUGGAGAAAUCUCUACGAAAUCUAGAAGAUAAGUUAAAGUGGGUGAGGAAUUUGGAGAGGGUGCAAGAGAUUCAGCAGAACUUGGUGUGGCCUAGCGUAACAGAACUGGACCCACGGGGCUAUAUCCCAGAGUUUCUACGACCCCUGGUGUCAAAGCAGCCAUGUGAGAGGCUUUUGGCGAGCCCUAAAAGAAGACUCCUAUAUGAGGGCCCUGUGACCUUGCUCGAGACGACAAAGACAGCGGAAAUGUACCUUUUCCUUUUUGAUGAUAUUCUGCUCUUGGCUCGUAUAAAAAGACCUUUAAAAAAGAAACAGACCUCCACUGAAUCAUCAACCAAAAGUAGCUGUACAGUGAAUGAUGGAUCCAAGUAUACGGUGUAUCGCCAGCCUAUCCCUCUGGACCGUUUCGCAGUCUAUGACGUUUCUGCCAACGAGACUUCAAGUUCGUCAUGUGACUCACUUACAAAAUGGCUGACAUGUUUGAGAGAUGCUAAGGACCGGCAUAUGGGAGCAACUGAAAUCAUCGAGAAGGAAGGCCCACCAGACGUCAGAAUCAACGGAUUGGUCGAGACAGGCUUCAGCUGCCAGAAAAAACAUUUCCGACCGAUGAGAAGAUGUAAAACACAGAAUUACGAUAACACCUGCAGGCACAGAACCGAGAAACAUCUCAGUUUGGAUACAGACUACUGCUAA
This is a messenger RNA of Liolophura sinensis, 1968 nucleotides long. RefSeq names its product pleckstrin homology domain-containing family G member 7-like. The transcript has 16 exons. Gene Ontology annotation, molecular function: guanyl-nucleotide exchange factor activity. Gene Ontology annotation, biological process: Rho protein signal transduction. The record is from RefSeq and is a predicted model, not a curated record. NCBI's taxonomy places the organism in Eukaryota, Metazoa, Mollusca, Polyplacophora, Chitonida, Chitonidae. The coding region runs from base 1 to 1968 and encodes 655 amino acids.